Molecule: messenger RNA, 4730 nt
Organism: Phasianus colchicus (ring-necked pheasant)
Lineage: Eukaryota; Metazoa; Chordata; Aves; Galliformes; Phasianidae
Source: RefSeq, a predicted model, not a curated record
GCCCCGCCGCUGCUGAGCCGGCCCCGGCCGCAACCGCCGCCGUCCCCCAACCGCCGCACCGCCAGGUUGCGAACGUGUGGGAACUGCUGAGUGGAAGCGGCCAUGUCGCAGACAACUCACUCACCCACCUUCCUGGUGAACUUCCAACUGCUGAGCAUUGUGGUGGUGCUGCUCUUUCAUGCAGACAGCAUACACGCAGAAAGUCCCAGUGAAGUGCCUGCAAACAAAUCUGAGGUGUGCACAGGCUCAUACAUCUGCAAAAAGGGUGUGAUCUUACCAAUAUGGGAACCCCAAGAUCCCUCAUUUGGUGACAAAAUAGCUCGAGCAACAGUGUAUUUUGUAGCAAUGGUGUACAUGUUCCUGGGAGUAUCCAUCAUAGCUGACCGCUUCAUGUCCUCCAUUGAAGUCAUCACAUCCCAAGAACGGGAAAUAACCAUCAAGAAGCCCAAUGGCGAGACCAGCAAAACCACAGUGAGGAUCUGGAAUGAGACUGUUUCCAACCUCACACUGAUGGCCUUGGGCUCAUCCGCUCCUGAGAUCCUUCUGUCUGUCAUUGAAGUGUGUGGCCAUGGCUUCACAGCGGGGGACUUGGGGCCAAGCACAAUUGUGGGGAGUGCUGCAUUUAAUAUGUUUGUCAUCAUUGCAAUCUGUGUUUAUGUUGUUCCUGAUGGAGAAAUAAGGAAGAUCAAGCACUUGCGAGUGUUUUUUGUUACAGCAGCCUGGAGCAUCUUUGCCUACACUUGGCUUUACAUUAUUUUAUCGGUGUCUUCUCCUGGGAUUGUGGAGGUUUGGGAAGGCUUGCUCACCUUCUUCUUCUUCCCAAUCUGUGUAGUGUUUGCCUGGAUAGCUGACAGGAGGCUUUUAUUUUACAAGUACGUCUACAAGAAAUACCGAGCUGGCAAACAGAGAGGCAUGAUCAUUGAGCAUGAGGGUGACCGACCCUCCUCCAAAGCUGAUAUUGAGAUGGACGGAAAGGUUGCUAAUUCUCAUGUGGAGAACUUUUUAGAUGGGACACUGGUGUUGGAGGUAGAUGAAAAAGACCAGGAUGAUGAGGAAGCCAGGAGGGAAAUGGCUCGGAUCCUGAAGGAACUGAAACAAAAGCACCCUGACAAGGAAAUUGAGCAGCUUAUAGAGUUGGCCAACUACCAGGUCCUAAGUCAGCAGCAGAAGAGCAGGGCUUUCUAUCGCAUCCAGGCCACUCGACUUAUGACAGGAGCUGGCAACAUCCUGAAGAGACAUGCUGCAGACCAGGCCCGCAAAGCUGUCAGCAUGCAUGAGGUCAACAGUGAGGUGGCAGAAAAUGAUCCCAUCAGCAAGUUAUACUUUGAACAGGGUACCUACCAGUGUCUGGAGAACUGUGGUACCGUUGCCUUGACCAUCAUUCGACGGGGUGGCGAUUUGACCAACACAGUCUAUGUUGACUUCCGGACAGAGGAUGGGACGGCCAACGCGGGCUCUGACUAUGAAUUCACUGAAGGGACAGUGGUCUUCAAGCCUGGAGAGACCCAGAAGGAAAUCCGUGUUGGCAUAAUCGAUGAUGACAUAUUUGAGGAGGAUGAGAAUUUUCUGGUCCAUCUCAGCAACGUUCGCGUGAGCACUGAGGCAGAUGAGGGUAUUCUUGAGGCCAGUCGUGUCUCCACGCUUGCCUGCCUGGGCUCACCGUCUACUGCCACUGUCACCAUCUUUGACGAUGACCAUGCUGGCAUAUUCACCUUUGAGGAACCAGUAACACAUGUCAGUGAGAGUGUGGGGACCAUGGAGGUGAAAGUGUUGCGAACCUCCGGUGCACGAGGAAAUGUUAUUGUGCCCUAUAAAACCAUCGAAGGCUCAGCCAAAGGUGGAGGAGAAGACUUUGAAGACACCUGUGGGGAGCUGGAGUUCCAGAACGAUGAGAUAGUGAAAUUCAUUACCCUUAGAAUACUUGACCGUGAGGAGUAUGAGAAAGAGUGCAGUUUCUUCCUUGUGCUUGGGGACCCGGUGUGGCUACGACGAGGAGUGAAAGGUGGCUUCACCAUCACAGGCAAACCUGUCUUCAGGAAGGUACAGGCUAGAGAGCGUCCUCUUCCUUGCACCGUGGUCACCAUCCGAGAGGAGAACGAAGAGAAGCAGCCACUGACCAGCAAGGAGGAGGAAGAGCGUCGAAUCGCAGAGAUGGGGCGCCCCGUCCUGGGGGAGCACACCAAGCUUGAAGUCAUCAUUGAGGAAUCCUAUGAGUUCAAGAACACGGUGGACAAGCUCAUUAAGAAGACAAACCUGGCCUUGGUGGUUGGCACAAACAGCUGGAGAGAGCAGUUUAUUGAGGCUAUUACUGUCAGCGCAGGGGAAGACGACGAUGACGAUGAAUGUGGGGAGGAGAAGCUGCCCUCCUGCUUUGACUACGUGAUGCACUUUCUGACCGUCUUCUGGAAGGUCCUGUUUGCUUUUGUACCUCCGACAGACUACUGGAACGGCUGGGCCUGCUUCGUUGUCUCCAUCCUCAUGAUUGGCAUCCUGACAGCAUUCAUUGGUGACCUGGCGUCCCACUUCGGCUGCACCAUUGGCUUGAAGGACUCCGUCACUGCAGUUGUGUUUGUGGCACUGGGGACAUCAGUGCCAGACACGUUUGCCAGUAAAGUAGCAGCAACGCAGGACCAGUAUGCGGACGCCUCCAUCGGGAACGUCACCGGGAGCAAUGCUGUGAACGUUUUCUUGGGCAUCGGAGUGGCCUGGUCCAUCGCAGCCAUCUACCACGCAGCACAUGGACAAUCCUUUGAAGUCUCACCCGGCACUCUGGCCUUCUCCGUCACUCUCUUCACUAUUUUUGCUUUUAUCAGCGUGGGCGUGCUGCUCUACCGGAGGAGACCCGAAAUUGGAGGUGAGCUAGGUGGGCCGCGGACUUCCAAGCUGCUCACAUCCUCACUCUUUAUCCUCCUCUGGCUCUUGUACAUAUUCUUCUCAUCUCUGGAAGCCUACUGCCACAUAAAAGGCUUCUAAAGGAACAAUCAGAGAUAGUAAAUAUAUGUAUAUCUAUAUGUAUCUAUAUAGAGUGAUAUAUAGGUAUAGAUAUAGAUAUAACGCUGUGUAUAAUGAACAGAGAAAGAAUAAAAGAGAUUUGCCAUGUUCACACACCUGCUGAUGGGAAGCAGCUUUGGAGCGUCCUAUGAACUAGGCAGGACCCCAAAGUCAGCUGGACCCCUCCUCAGGGGUUCCUUCUUUGCAACUCUACCAGUGAGAGCAGCCGGCAGCCCCUGAGCCCUUUCCCAUUGCUCCCACUGACUCCGGGACGAUGGAUGCGAAGGCAACUGGGCGACUUGGCACAGGGAAGGCCAAAUGGCUGGCUAGAAGUGGAGACAGUGGGCAAGGAAAGGAGAGCAAGGGUCCCGACCUCCGACCAUCCUCCGUCUGCCUUCACCACUUGGGAACAUCUCCUCCGGCCCUAUUGGAAAGAAGCGAGAGACCAGACUGAAGACAAGGGGAAAUUGGGAGCCUCCUAAGGAUAGAACACAACCAUUUUCAUCAUUUGAUUUUUUUUUUUUUUCAUUUUGACAUGUGUACAAUUAGCAUUCCUCCCUUUCUCCCUGCUCCAUUUUCCCCUUUCUCCAUGUUCUCUGUGCUUUGGGGACGCAGCCACAUGUCUGGUGUCCUGAGCUGAGGUCCCACCUCGUCCCCCCCUGGGCAUGCUGUCAUGGUACUAGUAACAUUUGCAUGAACAAAACGACCCCUACCUGUAUAUAACAUCCUGUAGUGAUAGUCCUUCCAGCUGUGUGGGUUGAGCAUUGCUGAUACAAGUGUUUUCUUUUCACCUGGUUUUAUUUAUUAUAGUUAGUUCAGUUUCUCCCAUAGGUUUGGGGUUUUUGUUGUUGUUGUUCUUUGGUUGUUUGUUUCCUCUUCACAGGGAGUGACAGGAGGGAAAGCUUUCCCCACUCCCUGCUCCGUGCAUGUGUCCCCAAGAAGCAAUAACAGCCACACGGACAUAGGUUUUCUGUGUCCUUGGAGGCCAACUGGCAGCCCUCAUUUCAGGACCUGACCUUGGGGCUGCUCCUUCCCCGCAGCCAUUUGGAAUAAUUCAGCACAAGGGCUGUAAGGAGUUCUGCUUGUGUGCCACAUCGGGGCGCAGCCCUGGCACAGAGGUGAGGGGCUGGUGAGCAGGGUGACAGGGAGGAGGCAGAGCAAGGGAUGUGUCUGGCACGUGUCCCUUCUGAAACCAAUGGAAGGGGCACAACAGGGCCACUUCAGGAUGCCCGCAGUGUGUGGGGGAUGUCCCCUACCUGCACUUCCCACCAGCCAUACCAGUGGCCCAGACGGGCAAUCCCCAGCAUGCGCAUCCACCGGUGAGCUCCUCCAACCUGGCUGGAACGCACCUCUGCACCAUCAUCCUUGGGCUGGGGUAUUUGUAUCCAUUGUGAACAAUCUGCAGGAACUUCAAUGAACCUGUUGUAAGAGUUUCUCCAGGAGUCUGAAGUUUUUUUUUUCCUUGUCAAUCCUCUUCUCACUUUUGAAGGGUUAUGUGGUUUUCCUUUUGUUUGUUUUUUUUUGUUUUUGUUUUAAGGGAAGAAUUGAACACAGAUGCAGGUUGUUCAGGUGUGUGAUUACCUUUAUGUACAAUGACUUCAUUUUCAUUUGUUUGCCUUCGUUGGUUUUUCAUUGUGUGUAUUGCCCACCACUAUAGGCAGUGAUCCACUAAUUGUGAUGAUCCUUAUCAAUGGUACACAAUGCACAGACAAAUAAAGUUUGCAAUGAUUCCUCAUGGA